Molecule: messenger RNA, 876 nt
Organism: Colletotrichum spaethianum
Lineage: Eukaryota; Fungi; Ascomycota; Sordariomycetes; Glomerellales; Glomerellaceae
Product: serine/threonine-protein kinase hal4
Exons: 3
Coding region: 1-876 (291 amino acids)
Biological process (GO): protein phosphorylation
Molecular function (GO): protein serine/threonine kinase activity; ATP binding
Source: RefSeq, a predicted model, not a curated record
AUGUCGUGGAAGCUGACGAAGAAGCUCAAGGAGACCCAUCUGGGUCCCUUGGCCAACACCUUCUCCCGCUCGCCGUCCACGUCGACCAUCACCGACAGCAGCGACAAGGCCCAGCCCAACAUCUCAGGCUCGGCAACGCCCACAAACGAGGGCACUAUCGUUGCAGCUGCUUCGGAGGCCAUGGCGCAAGCACCAGUCGUCAACCCCCCGAAGCCCGGCAUCCUCGUCGUCACCCUCCACGAGGGCCAGGGCUUCUCCCUCCCCGAACAACACAGACAAGCCUUUGCAUCAUCACACCAAGGUUCGCUGUCCUCUGGCAGCGCCCUUAACGUCGCCGGCUCCGUCCGCCCCUCUUCCUCACAACGAGGAGCUGUCGGCUCCUUCAUCAACGGCGCCGCCCGCCCACAGACUUCUGGUGGUGGCUUCACCGGCAUUCCCACCAACCAUGGCCGUAUUUCCGGCAAGUAUAUGCCCUACGCCCUGCUGGACUUCGACAAGAUGCAGGUCUUUGUCAACUCGGUCGAAGGAACGCCCGAGAACCCCCUCUGGGCCGGAGGAAACACCCAAUACAAGUUCGAUGUGUCUCGCGUGACGGAGCUCGUCAUUCACCUGUACAUGCGCAACCCCAUGGCUCCUCCUGGAUCUGGCCGCAGCCAGGACAUCUUCCUCGGUGUGGACGCCCUCGACACGGCCAACUUCGACCCCGAGUUUACGUCAGAAGCGCCCCAGGACUCGUACGUGGAGGGCCCGAUGCUGUCGCAGACGAUGCAGAACCAGUUCCAGGGCUUCUCUUACAACCGCCCGAUUGCGGGACUGGGCGACGCCGGCGGCAGUGUCAAGGACCCUUCCUUUGUGGGCAGCAUCCAGGACCGAUGA